Portunus trituberculatus (swimming crab) is the source of this 5927-nucleotide messenger RNA. Its product is annotated as Down syndrome cell adhesion molecule-like protein Dscam2. The record is from RefSeq and is a predicted model, not a curated record. The annotation marks the transcript as partial. Lineage: Eukaryota; Metazoa; Arthropoda; Malacostraca; Decapoda; Portunidae. Gene Ontology annotation, molecular function: protein binding. Gene Ontology annotation, biological process: cell-cell adhesion. The transcript is spliced from 35 exons.
GCGAGGACACGGUCGCUCUCCACUAACUCGUCCUUGACUCGCUCACUCAAGGCUGAUGUAAACAGAACCGGUUUGUCGCGUCUAUCUUUCUCAAUCAUCGCCUUAGUGCAAUUGCGUCUUACUCCUCUUUGUGAAGUGUUCGUUACCGGCAGUUUUUGCAUAUACGGAAACUUAUGAUUUCUUAAGUUGUAAUUCUUAUUUACUUAUUUUUUUUAGUUUGUCUUAAUUAGCCAGUGAUAAGUCCGCGUGUAAUUCUUAACAUACAUAAGAGUGGUUCGCGUCCUCCUGAAUCCUAUGCCCAGACUAAAGGGAGCACAAGGGGACAAGUAAUGGGGCACGUUGUCGCCGGCCCCGUGCGUGCGUACAUUGACUUUGGUACACGUGACGAUGCCUCCCACCCGCGCCGUACUGUAAUAGUGCCUCCGUGUGCCGAGAUGGUCUUGCCGCGUGUGCUGGUGCUUCUCCUGGUGUGUUGCUGCCUGGCGACUGCAGGUGCAAUAACAGGGGUGAGGACAUCCAAUGCCCCUGCCGGCCCGAUGUUGGUGGAGCCGCCCCCCGGAGUGGUGACAUUUACUAACAGCUCCGGGGCUUCAGUGGCAUGCCUGGCGAGAGGCGAUCCUCCCCCGCAAGUGGCCUGGCUCAACCUCGACCACUCCCCAGUCUCCAACAUACCAGGCGUGAGGGAGGUCCUGAACAACGGGUCCAUGGUGGUGUGGCCCUUCAGCGGCACCGAUUAUAGACAAGACGUGCACGCGGCUGUCUACCAAUGCCGUGUCUCCAAUCCUGUGGGAGUGGUCCUGGCGCCCCCUACCACUCUACGGGCAGUGGUGGUACAGGAGUUCGAGGUUCGCGUGUAUGACGAGUAUGUGAUCCGGGGCAACACAGCCGUCCUUUGCUGCGUGGUGCCGCCCUUUGUCCGCGAUCUGGUAACAGUGACCGCUUGGGUACGAGACCACGCCCAUCACAUCUACCCUUCCCUGCACGGCGACGGGAAGUACCAGGCUCUCCUUGAUGGCCGCCUUCUCGUGCACAAUGUGAAGGCAGGGGAUUCCUACUCCACCUACCGCUGCCGAGUCCUGCACACCCUCACCUCAACCACCGCAGCCUCCAACAUCGCCCGGAUUAUCGUCAGUGACCCCCGGGAUAGGCAGGCCCCGAAAAUGGUUACGGAAUCUGGCACGGUCAAAGUCACGGAAUCCAAGCCUCUGGUGCUGCCCUGUGUCGCCCACGCCCAUCCCCCGCCCCAGUACAGAUGGUGGCAGGAACUUGGGGGUGAGAAAGUACCAAUCAGUAGCAGCACCACAGCAGUAGUGGGUGGGUCGAGUGGACGGCUGGGUGCUGAUGUGGGUGGAGAUUGGAGGAAGAUCGGCGGGGGCGUGCUGCUCCUCGACCCAGCAAGCCACGGUUUUGGGGAGGAUGCCGCCAAGCUUGUGUGUGAGGCUUCCAACGAGGCGGGGACAGCCACAAUGGAGGUGACCGUGGAGAGAGUGACGCCGCUCACUACGCACCUGACACCUCGAGUGCUCGUGGUGGAUGCUGGCGGGGUAGGAGUGUUCCGGUGUCAAGUGUCGGGUCCUCACUCCAGCGCCUCGCCCCACCCACAGCCCACCAUCACCUGGUACAAAGAUGGGCACGUGAUUAGCGCGGCUGGCAGAAUCUCCAUCACUGAGGGGGACGUAGUGCUGGAAGUGCGAGGCGUGGGCAGGGCGGAUGCAGGCAUGUACCAGUGCUUUGUACGAGGUGACGAGGACACGAUGCAGGACGCCGCUGAGCUCCGCCUUGGUGCCUCGCCGCCUGAGCUGGAGUACAAAUUUAUCACCCAAACACUCACGCCGGGGCCAAGUGUCUCUCUCAAGUGCAUUGCGUCAGGCACCCCAACACCCACCAUCUCCUGGGCUCUGGACGGCUUCCCCCUGCCUCAGAACGAACGGCUCGUGGUUGGGCAGUACGUCAACGUGCACGGAAAGGUGAUCAGCCACGUCAACAUAACAAGAGUGAGAGUCGAGGAUGGCGGCCGCUAUUCCUGCACGGCAACCAACACCGCCGCCGCAGUGGUGCACUCCGCCCCGCUACAUGUCUACGGUCGGCCUCACGUAAGACCCAUGGGCCCCGUCUCAGCAGUGGCAGGGGAGACUUUCCGUGUGCAGUGUCCCGUUGCAGGCUUCCCUAUCACGUCCAUCACUUGGGCCAAAGGCGGACGAGUGCUGCCGAUCAACCGCCGCCAGCUAGUGUCUGAGGCUGGCGAGUUAACGAUCAACCAGGUGAGUCGCGGCGCUGACCAAGGGGAGUACACCUGCACGGCCACGAACAAGCAGGGUCACGCCUCUUCGCAGUCUCUACCUCUUCGUGUCGUCGAGCCGCCGCAAGUGUCGCAGUUCACCCUCCCCGAGUCUCUCCGUGCCGGAUCUCGAGUGGCCGUACAGUGUGUGGUUGUGCAGGGUGACCCUCCCGUCACCCUGGCCUGGCUACACAACGGAGCCCCGGCCCCCUCUACGCCUGGGGUCACCGUCACGCCCCUGGGGCAAUACGUUCUGGCGCUGGUCAUCGAGAGGCUGCGGCAGGAACACUCCGGGAAUUACACCUGCCAGGCCAGCUCCCCCGCCGCCACCUCGGCACACUCCGCCACGCUCAGAGUUCACGUGCCGGCCAGGUGGGUGAAGGAGCCUCGAGACGUGAGUGUGAUUCGAGGGGAGGAUGCCAUUCUCACCUGCCAGGCAACCGGCUUCCCAGAGCCCACCGUUACCUGGAGAAGAGCUCGGCCAGGGCCAGCAAAGGGCAUGUACAGCAGCGUGGAUGUUGACGUGGGUGUGAGUCUGCCUCUGAGUCGAUCUUGGGGCAACGGGACACUGGUGGUGGGCUCAGUGACAGAGGAGGCAGAAGGGGACUACCUGUGCGAGGCUAAUAAUGGAGUGGGGACCGGCCUCUCGCAAAUCAUCAACUUACAAGUGCACGCGCCGCCAGUGGUGAGCGGGGACGGCCGGGUGGAGGCACGGCGGGGCGAAAAUGUCAAGCUGCACUGUGAGGCUCGAGGGGACCCGCCCAUCAGUCUCACUGUGGCCAGGGACGGCAAACCCCUCAACACCAACGACUACAGGUACAACGUGGAGGUGAUGGACGGGGCGGAGGUGCGGCCUGGCGGGGUGAGAGCCGAGGUGAGGAUAACGAACGUGGCACCGCAAGACUCCUCGGUUAUCGCCUGCACCGCCACUAACACCUACGGCAGCCACACGCACCACAUGGAGCUGAGGGUGCAAGACGCCCCUGAAGCGCCGCGAGACCUGAGGGUGAGUCGGGAGGGCAGCAGGUCGGCUACCGUCACGUGGGCGGCGCCUCCCUCCCCCAACACGCCGAUCACUCACUAUGUCAUUCACCUGAAGCCCCAGAGCGCCUCGUGGGACAGCGUGAGCACCCGCCAGCUGAGGGCAGAGGGCGGCACCACUUCGGCAGUCCUCAACGACCUCCUGCCCGCCAAGGUGUACCAGAUCCGCGUGGUGGCCGUGAACAGUGUUGGGGAGUCUCCAUCCUCUGAGCCGCUAACGUUACGCACGGAAGGAGAGGCCCCAGGCGCGGCUCCCAUCAAGGUGCGAGCAGUGGGCGUCACUUCCAGGCAGGUAAAGCUCACCUGGGCACCCCCUGACCCUGACACCUGGAACGGCCAACUCAUGGGGUACUACGUGGGCCACAGACUGGAGGGGAUCAUGAAAAGCGGGCGAUCCUUCAGUUUUGACACGGUAGGGAUGACUCCAGGAGCGAACGAGGAGGCUUACAUAGUGGACGGUCUUGAACGAUAUACCCGCUACAUCUUCGUCCUCCAAGCUUUCAAUGCCAAGGGUCCAGGUCCUCUCUCUACUGAGGUGUCCGCCACUACCCUGGAGGACGUACCCGAGGCGCCACCUGGGGACGUGACCUGCGUAGCCCUCACCUCCACGCGUCUAGAGGUGUCCUGGUCCCCGCCCCCUACUGAGUUGAGCCACGGCCGCAUCACCUCCUACACCCUCACCUACACGCCCAUGGACGACCACACGGGUCUUCCCGCUGGCGAGUCUCGGGUGGUAAAUGGGCCGAGCGCCACCAUUGGGGACCUGGAAAGGCACACGAACUACUCUGUGAGUGUUGCCGCCGCCACAAGUGCUGGGGUGGGCGCCGCCUCCCGUCCCAUCAACUGCGCCACUGAAGAGGAUGUGCCGCAAGCUCCGUCCAGUAUCAAGGCGGUGGUGGCCGGGGCCAACAGCAUCGUGGUGGCUUGGUCAUUGCCCGGCAGGACUCACGGCGUCAUCACCAAGUACCUGCUGUAUAUUCGAGCACCGCCUGAAAGGGAUCCCAUCAGGCGGAUAUUACCUCCCCAGAAUCGCUGGCUUGAAGUGACGGACCUGGAACCGAGGAUGCGAUAUGAGUUUUGGGUCGCGGCGGCCACUAGAGUUGGAGAGGGACCCGCCUCGCCUGUGGUGUCCGCGACGCCUACAGAUACAGUGGGAGCAGGAAUACACAGCGUGGGAGGGGACGUGCGGGCCGCCAAAGGGACGGAUGUGAUAUUGGUAUGUCCUCACGUGGGUGAACCUGAGCCCACCAUCACCUGGCGCCGCAAUAACGCUCCCGUCACCAGGGAGACCAGGUACGAGCUGCAGCCUGACGGAGGACUGCUGCUGCGGGACUGUCAACGAGCGGACUCUGGGAACUACACCUGUCACGCCUCCAAUAGACACGGCUCAGACCACAUCCUCUACACCCUCGCCGUGAUAGUUCCCCCUGGCGCGGCUCUCCUCCACUCCCUGGGGUCUACGUCCACCACGGUGACGGUGUCGUGGCGCUCCAUGGAUGACGGCGGCGCCCCCAUCAGGAAACUAACACUCACGUGGCGCUCAGACCCGGGCGAGUGGCGGGAGGUGACCCUGGCGCGGCACCUCACACAGUACACGUUGCGGGACCUCACCUGUGGCACUGUGUAUCACCUGUACCUCACUGCCCAUAACAAGAUUGGUCCCGGAGCAGCGAGUGACGUCAUCACGGUGCGCACCAAAGGCAACAGGCCAGCCUCACCUCCCCAGCACCGCCUGGUUGCCGUUAACGCCUCGGCGGCCACCAUACGCCUCUCCUCCUGGGCUGAUAAACACUGCCCGAUCACCGCCUUCGUCGUCAAGCUCAGGCCGUCCACGAGCAGAGAGUGGCAGAUCGUGAGUGGCCGCCUGCCGGGGAAGCAAGCCGAGUACACAAUGGGUGACCUGAUGCCCUCCACGCCCUACGAGCUCAGCCUCACCGCCACCAACCCGGCAGGAGACACCACCACCACCUACUCCUUCACCACGCACAGGAUCAUGGGAGACCGCCUGCAGGAGGGAAUGGGACCUAUUGGGGGUGGGAUGCUCGGGUCUCCAGGAGGUCGCGGCCCAUCACCAGAGGACGUGUUCACUGACCCAGCCUUCAUUGUCCCCAUCGUCAUCUCCUGCAUCGCCCUCGUUUCUAUUAUCAUCGCCAUCACACUCUGCCUCAAGAGACGGCACGAAGGUGGAGGCCAAGGCGAGGAAGGUGACCCGUCUCUCAACCCUGCAGCGGAGAAUAAGAGCAACCUAGCAGCGCGGGAGCAGUACUACGCCACCGUCAGGAAACCGGCGCCCUCCCCCAUACACGACGUCAACGCCUUGGAGAGGAUACCAGAAUACGCAGAAGACAUAUACCCUUACGCCACUUUCCAAAUCCAGCGUCAGGAAGACUCCAUCUCCACGCACUUCCAGACCUUUGUGUAUCAAGACCCCCGCAGGGCUACUGUGGAGACCCUGGCCUAUAGGAAGGGAGGUAACGGGAAUGGCGAGGGAAGAAGUGGAAGAGAAGGCGGCGGUGGAGGAGGUGGUGGUGGAGGCGGAGCAGGAAGAGGAGGAGGUGGAGGUGGAGGAGGAACACCUGGUUUGGGAGGAAAGGGUGGAGGACAAGGA